GGUCUCUGUGGGGGCUGAAAGUGCCAAUUGACAAACCAACAAAAGCUGAAGAGCCUCGCAUCGCAGCUUUGGUAUUAGUUCGUCGCCCUCCUCCUAGAUCGCAUGCGGCAGGAGACGGAAGUUGCUCUAGCACAUGGCCACGCGUGAGAUUGACGAGCUUCGCAAGCAAUUGGAGACGCUCCAGCGCUCGCACGAUUCCUUACUGAAGAGCCUGACCGCAUCAAAUGGCACCUUUAGACCAUCUGAUGAUCCACCACUUCAUUCCUCCGCAACCCGGCAGGGCACCGAUGCGGUCUUUGCGGACACUUCAACGCUCUCGGACAGCAGCAGCGACGAUGAAGACGACUUCUUUGUGCAAACCGAGCUCCCGUCACAAUCCUUCGAUCAUGAGCACUUACGUGAGCACCUGAAGACGCACAACUGGACCGAGCAUGGUAGAGAGAUUUUAGCGUCGAUCGUUUCCGACCCAGCUAAACUAUCCAAACAACCUCACCUCUUCCAUCUAGGACCCGGCCCGGCGGACGACAGGAGCCAUUAUUCGCAUUUUCAAGUCUACAAUGUGGGUCCUAAUGGGCUGCCCGAACUGGUUGAAGUCAGCGGCGCCGACAACGGUAUGAGCAAAGCAACUGAAAUCUGGCACGCGAUUCGAGACAUCGGGAAGAGCAAGGAUCAAACUACAGUUGGCCGCAUUACGGUCGCUCGAGAACCAUCACCGAUUCUCUUUGGCGCUCUACAUCUGACGCUGCACAAUGCUUUCGAUAUGGAUGAGCUGUUUAGGCAUCUUGUAUGUACUGAAGCUUCAUCAUCGCAUAUGUUCAGAGCCUUUAUGGAGGAUCCCAAACAACAAAGAACCUUUUUCUUCAAUUUCGAGUAUUACACGAUAAUUGGAGACGAUUGCAAACCCAUGCAAUGGCAACGUGCGGAUAAAUUUUCGAGCUCAUCUGAUCAACACAUACCAUUGACCCGGUGCGGUGCGGUUGUUGCUCUAGUCCUGUUUGAUGACCAUCCACGGCGUCUGAGAAAUCGAGGCAGAGGCGCAAAAACAAAAUUCGGAUGGACCCAUGAUGUAUGGUCUCCGUGGCAGGUUCUUCAACUCGAAUGUUUUCCCGACUGGAAGAGCACCCCGUUGAACGGCAUCCCGUAUACCUUCGAAGCAGGCCACCGAUACCUGAACGGAGCAGAAGCGUUUUUGCAUGCACUACUCACGGAGUACCGAGAUGCGCGGAAACGGUAUGAUGAGAUUUACAAGCAAAUCACCGAGCUGGUCACCCCGCCCUUGGGUUUCCUCUUCAACGAGGACUUGCGGAGGAAACGGCUAUUCGAAGACAAGGACUUCACCUGGACGCGGCGCUACUUCUACGCACACCAAGCGCUAGGCAACGUUAAUGACAGUAUCAAAUCAAUGAUUGACGCUUUCGAAGACACUUUUACCGACGACGUAUGGGAAGGGCAAAGUAAGACGCUCUGGCCACUCUUUGAAGAAUCCCCGCGGAACGAUCAUUGGAAACGACGAUUGCGGUUGCUGCGGCUUCAGUUCGAGCGAGAGAUGAAGGAGCUUCGGAUCAUUCAGCGCGAGAACAAUGAACGGCGGCGUGAAAUUGAAACACUGCAGGAACAACUGUUCUCCGGCACGAGCAUCCAAGAAGCAAGGAAAUCGGUCGAGUUAGCAGAUGUUACAGUACACCAAGGAUACAACAUAAAGGUUCUAACUAUAGUUAACCUUUUCUUCAUGCCUCUCACAUUCGUCACCUCGAUCUUUGGAAUGACAAACUUGCCUGCAGAACCGGCUCCUUUCUGGCCCUUUGGCAUCACCUUGGUUGCAAUUUGCAUACCCUUCUUUAGCAUCAUUGGCUUUCUAUCCACUAAAUACGGUUACCGCAUAUGGGCCGCAAAGACGAGGCAGCUAUGGCGCUGGAUGAUACCAAAAGUCAAAUCACAAGCGUCCAAUGAUACGGACUCCGAUACCGCGCCAACCCCGUUCAGCCGAACUAUGUCGACUGAAGAAGGCAUGCGACUACGAUUGAAAAAUAGAGAAGCAGUACCGCGACGUUCAACCCAGAGGCCUGCGCCAAGUCAUCCGCAUAUUCAGCGUAUGGUCCAAAGGAUAGGUGAGGGGAGGGAGAGCAGGCUCACACGCAUAGGCACCGUGGUUAAUGACGAAGAGCUGACGAGCGAGAAGGAUGACAACGUGAGUACAUCCAGGGACACGAUAAUUGACAUAAGAUGAUCAUAAACGCUUGCGAAUGAGAUAUGACUUACGACUGGAUGUAUGACUUACGACUGGAUGUAUGACUCAAUGAGAUGAGGAUGGCCCGGGCAUGGCGAGAUCUACUCGUGAGAGUUGUUAAUUUUAGUUAAUUUUAGUUAAUAACUAAGUAAUGCACCCCAUUCACAUAACC
This is a messenger RNA of Cucurbitaria berberidis CBS 394.84, 2399 nucleotides long. RefSeq lists its product as uncharacterized. Gene Ontology annotation, cellular component: membrane. The coding region runs from base 134 to 2227 and encodes 697 amino acids. The transcript is spliced from 2 exons. Gene Ontology annotation, biological process: transmembrane transport; metal ion transport. Lineage: Eukaryota; Fungi; Ascomycota; Dothideomycetes; Pleosporales; Cucurbitariaceae. The record is from RefSeq and is a predicted model, not a curated record. Gene Ontology annotation, molecular function: metal ion transmembrane transporter activity.